AUGGCAGCUGGAUACAAGCUUUUUAAAAACUGUGUGCCUCCUUUUAAAGAAAUGGAGGCGGGAGCUGGUGUACUUGGUGACGGCCUUUGUGCCCUCACUGACAGCGUGCUUGGCAAGCUCACCAGGCAGCAAGAGACGGACAGCAGUCUGGACCUCUCGGCUGGUGAUGGUGGAACGCUUGUUGUAGUGGGCAAGGCGGGAAGCUUCACCGGCAAUACGUUCAAAGAUGUCAUUGACAAAGCUGUUCAUGAUGCUCAUGGCUUUGCUGGAAAUNGAUUUCAUUUUAUAUGUUUAAAGAUCAGAGCCAAGGAGGCAGCUAAACUGGAAGCAGUUUUAACUCGAAAACCAGAGCAGGAACAACGACUGAAAAUGCUGGAGCGUCUCCCUGAGAUAGUCCGUAUACUCCGGUCGUAUUAUGUGACAGAGAAGAAGCCAGCUUUGUCCAUGGAGGCUGCCACUCAGAAACUCAUAGAUAGUUACAGAUCUGGUAUUGGAGCAGCUGAUGUGGAAACCCACCUAAAGUUGCUGACAGAGGUACUGCCCGGCUGGUUGACUGUGAUCACUGUGAAGAAGGGGAAGUUUAUCAAGAUAGACAAAAACCAGGAUGUCAACUCCCUUGUAGACAAACUACAGAACAUUAUUAAGGAAAAGAGCUGAAAAUGAAGCUUCAGUAGAAAGAAAUGACCAUAGCAUACCUUCAUGGAUGAAAUUUUCUGAAAAUACAGAGCUAUGCAACUUUUGCCUCAAAGUGGAAUGAACUGCAACAGGAGAAAAGAGGAGAAAUUCUUCAGGAGAACACUAAACUGAGACAUAUAAGUUGAAGAAGUAAGAAAUUGAUAUGGAGGAUAACUUGAUUUCAAAUUCCUUUGAUCUGAUUAGUGAAGUUUUUGUUUGGUUCCAUGUAGCUGUCACUUAGUUUGUGAUUUACAGAUUGUUUUUAAAAGGCAGAUGUGCAUGCAGGACGGUUUAAGCCUGUUGAUAAAUAUACUAAAUAUUUAGAGGGAAAAUAGAGAUUAGACUAGUUUGCAUGCACUUGCAGAUAUUUGACUAAUGUGAAAAACAUAAUAAUAGUGAUGAUUUUAGUUAUGUUAUAAAAUUUAAAAAAAUGUAGUUGAUAGUUUAAGUAUUAAAACUUAUGAUGCCUAGUAUUGUCAAAGGUUAAAUAAGCUUCAACUGUGAUGUAAGAACAGUUCAAUUUUUGUUUCAUGUUUGGUCGUGCUUUUAAAUUUGGUGCCUUAUUCAAAAUUGGUCCAACUUGAGAUUUUAUAUUUGAUUAUUGCAUUUAUCCAUAAUCAAAGAACAUACUUGAAUGUUUACUUGAACUCCUAGAGGAAAACCUUCGGACUCAUUUAAAACUAGUUUUACCCUGUGAAUUAGCAUUACAUUUUUUGCAUGGACUUGUUUUUAACAAAGAUACAAAGAACUUUCAAAAUUUUUACAGAAUUCUUGUUCUCUCCCUUUUAAGUAAUAAAUUAUUUUCCACCA
Molecule: messenger RNA, 1485 nt
Organism: Lingula anatina
Lineage: Eukaryota; Metazoa; Brachiopoda; Lingulata; Lingulida; Lingulidae
Biological process (GO): mitotic cell cycle; regulation of DNA-templated DNA replication initiation; DNA replication checkpoint signaling
Cellular component (GO): nucleus
Molecular function (GO): DNA polymerase binding; DNA binding
Source: RefSeq, a predicted model, not a curated record